Staurois parvus is the source of this 275-nucleotide messenger RNA. Lineage: Eukaryota; Metazoa; Chordata; Amphibia; Anura; Ranidae. The record is from the annotation of a GenBank genome assembly.
CGUGUGAUGUAAUAAGAUCCAGGUGGAACAUCCAGCCAUCCAGCAGCAAACUCUGUCUAUAGGAUCAGGAAGUAGAGUUCAAGAUGUGCCUGUGCAUCAAAAUGAAGCUUGGAGAGCAGAGUAAGCUGCAGGAGGUGAAGGGGGGCGCUAAUGCAUUUUGGAGCAUGCUCAAUAGGCUCCUUCUUCAGACCUGCAGAGGCACAUCCUGGACUCUACUUCCUGAUCCUAUAGACAGAGUUUGCUGCUGGAUGGCUGGAUGUUCCACCUGGAUCCAC